AUUGAGUAGCAGUGAAGACAAACGAAGCAAAAAGCGUUAUUUAGGUGUGAAAACGAAACAGAACACAAAUCAUCGUCUUCUUCAAUGGAAGACAACAACAAGGCAGCCAUGGCGCAGCAGCAGCAGCAGCAGCAGCAGCAACAACAACAGCAAUUGAUGUUGCUGCAACAGAUCCAAAGGCAAAAGGACGCCAUUUCACGUUUCCCGUCCAACAUCGACGCCCAUCUCCGCCCGCAGCAGCAGCACCACCACCCUAUGCUUCACCACCGCCCUCCGAACCCUAAUUCCGCCGCCCAACAAAUCAAUCCCAAUCAGCUUCACCCUAACCCUAACGCCAUCCCCAAUAACCCUAACCCUAACCCUAACCCUAGUCAGAAUCCCAAUUCUUCAAUUCCCCCAAUUAAUAACAACAAUAAUCAGCAACAACAACAGCAGCAGCAGCAGCACAAGGCAUCUCUCCAGCUUGCUUACCAAGAUGCGUGGCGUGUUUGCCAUCCCGAUUUCAAGCACCCUUUCUCUUCCCUUGAAGAUGCUUGUGAGAGGCUCUUACCGUAUCAUGUAGUGGCGGACUACGAAGCAGAGGAAGAUGACAAGAUCCUCGAUUCAGCCACCACAGGCCAGCAGAUCCUCUCCCGCUCCCAACAGUGGGACCACAACAUCGCCGCCAAGGUCGCCGAAUUCACCGCCACAUUCGAGAAACAAGUACUCGCAUUCAACAUAAUCUCCCGUAAACGAGGCCUCGGAGAGUUCCGAACAGAGGAGAAGCUAAUGAUGGAGCAACUACUCUUGCAAGAAGAAAAGAGAUCACUCCUCGAAUUAAGGGCCGAAAUGGAUUCAAGGCAAAAGGCCAGUCGAGAAACACACGAAGCCAACUUAAGAAUGGCUGCCAUGGUUCAAGAGCAGCAAGCACGUGCGGAAAGUCAAGCCCAUGCAGAGAUGAUGGCGCGGGCCCCGAUAAGAGCAAGUGCACUUGGCGGCACUCGAGGCGGCGGUAGGAUUGGUGGGCACGAUAUGGCGGUGGAGCAUGAGCAUGAGCAUGAUUUUCAGCAGGAUGAUAUUAUAAAUGGAUGGCAGAGGGAUGAAAAAGAGCCGUCUGAGGAUUUCUUGAAUGACGACGAAACGGAUAACGGAGAUGCCACUAUGCAGAGUGGUUGGUCUGAAGGAGGUGAGUUGGAUUUGAAUGCUAGAUGAUUGAAUUAUUUAUUUAUUUUUUUCGGUUUUUUCGAUAGAGCAAAAUAUUUCUAUGUGCUGUGUUUGGGGAAGAAGAUUUGGUAGGGGCAUUAUUGUAAUAUUGAGAUUUGUAUUGUAUUGAGUAUCUGCUAGUUUUCUGGAGCACUUUUAUCUUACUGUAUAGUAUUCAAAUUUAGCUU
Erythranthe guttata (spotted monkey flower) is the source of this 1370-nucleotide messenger RNA. RefSeq lists its product as uncharacterized. NCBI's taxonomy places the organism in Eukaryota, Viridiplantae, Streptophyta, Magnoliopsida, Lamiales, Phrymaceae. Gene Ontology annotation, biological process: positive regulation of DNA-templated transcription. Gene Ontology annotation, cellular component: SWI/SNF complex. The record is from RefSeq and is a predicted model, not a curated record.